UAAAUGUUUUAAGUUUUUAUUUGAAGCUUUAGAUAAAUUCAAUAUUUAAAGUUUUUAGUUAAAGUUUGACAAAGUAAUUUGAUGGCAGCAUGUAGGUUCAUUCAAUCAAAGAGAGUAAAUCGUUUCUUUUAUUCUUGGCUCAUUGAAGUGUUUAACAGUCCUAAUGAAGAAAGGAUUAAACAGUUUGGUCCUGACAGAGCUGCAGCAGAAUGGAUUAUUCGAAAUGGUGGCAAAGUAAAGUUUGAAUCCCAUAUCACUUGGUCAACAAGCUAUUCAACUUUGUCAAAUAGCUGCACAAAAUUAGUUGCCAUUGAUGGAAGUAAUAUUGCGCUCACAUCAAAUGGUUUACGUCAUUUAAAAGGCCUUAAUUAUUUAACAGAUUUGCUUUUAAGAAAAUGUCACAAUAUCACUUUUCUUGACAGUCUUGAAGAAGUCUCUGCUAGUUUGAAGCAUCUUGACAUCAGUUAUUGUGAAAGCAUUACUGAUAUAUCACCAGUUGAAAAACUUAGAAAUUUAGAAACUUUGGUGAUUUCGCAAACGUUGAAUGGUUCCAUGAGAAAUAAGGCUAUCGAAAGAUUAAAAUUAGAACUCCCUCAAUGUAAAAUUAUUGACUAAUUGAUUUAUAUUAUUUUAAUGUAAUUUAUAUUAAAGAGAAUUUUUUUAUGAAAGUUAAA
This is a messenger RNA of Hydra vulgaris (swiftwater hydra), 674 nucleotides long. RefSeq names its product ATP synthase subunit s, mitochondrial. The record is from RefSeq and is a predicted model, not a curated record. NCBI's taxonomy places the organism in Eukaryota, Metazoa, Cnidaria, Hydrozoa, Anthoathecata, Hydridae.